Messenger RNA from Sycon ciliatum, 1098 nucleotides. Its product is annotated as probable rRNA-processing protein EBP2. Bases 161 to 919 code for a protein of 252 amino acids. Gene Ontology annotation, cellular component: nuclear periphery; nucleolus; preribosome, large subunit precursor. Gene Ontology annotation, biological process: rRNA processing; ribosomal large subunit biogenesis. The record is from RefSeq and is a predicted model, not a curated record. The transcript is spliced from 9 exons. Lineage: Eukaryota; Metazoa; Porifera; Calcarea; Leucosolenida; Sycettidae.
CUAAAAAAUCCAAAACGCCACGAAAUCUGAUGUUCGUAGCUUUGUAGCUACUUGUACAUGACAUUAUUGUAGUAUUCUUGACCGGUUUUAUUCCUUUCUAUUUCUGCCGAGUAUCAGCACUUCCGCAGGCCAAAAAACUUAGUUCGUAGAGAUAUUCACCAUGGAUAUUACUGUUAUGAAUUCAGAUUCAGACUCAGAUGCUUCGUCUGUGGAUAUGGAGGAGUAUCAAGCUCUCCUUCAGGCACAAGGUGAAAAGGGCACGAAGACUGUGAAGAAGACCUUCUACAACAAUGUGGAGGGCAUGCAGGCUAAAAUAAUGACACUGGCCGAAAGCACUGGGAGCAUGGACCAAAGCAUGUCGUGCACUGUUGAGAACGACAGAGACGAAGAAUUCGAUGCGCACGACGACUUCAAGAGAGAAGAAGCAUUCAUGCAGCAGGCAAAGGCUGCAGUCAAAGUGGUAUUGCCACGAUUGGCUGCCGCUGGUGUUUCAAUCGAGCGUCCGUCUGACUAUUUCGCCGAGAUGGUCAAGAGCGAUGAACAUAUGAAGAAGAUCAAAGCCAAACUUCUCAGUGAGGAGCAAUCUUUAGAGCAGUCCGAGAAGGCUCGCAAGCAGCGUGAAUUGAAGAAGUUUGGAAAGAAGGUUCAACACGAAGUCUUAGAAAAGCGGAGAAAGGAGAAGCGCGAUGCACUCGAAUCAGUGAAGAAGAUGAAAACACAAAAAAUGUCUCGCGACGCCCGUGAUGCAAAGUUUGGAUUCGGCAAGCGAGAUGCAGGGAAAAAGGGUGGCGGCCGAGGUGCAGGAAGAGGUGGCGGCCGAGGUGCUGGAAGAGGUGGCGGACGAGGUGCAGGAAGGGGCGGUGGGAGUGCCGGAAGAGGGAAAGGAAGGCCGCAGAAGAAGAGACCUGGCAAACGGUGAUACCUCAUGAGCUCGAUGAACAUCUCUCUUGGCCGGUUUUGCACUGCUUCUCCGACCUAUCUACUCGAUACUCUAAUGACCAAGAAUAUUGGAAUUGUUAUGUAUGCCAAUAUUUUAGUCAACACUCCAUGCUCCUUAGAUGCUGCCCUUUCUAUUCUACAACAUGCCUUGCCACUGAA